AUGUUACAUUAUUUGAACAAGUACGGAUUUGAUGACAGGAAAACAGGAGUGCCACAAUUACCUGUAGAACUACUUCAUAUAAUCUUCGAGCAUUAUAUGUCGACCGUUCCGGAAAGACGUGAACAAGAACUAUGUACGGAGACAAGAGAGAUAUGCAAAUUAGCACGAGUGAAUCGUACCUUUCAAGCAUUUUUCAAACCACUAUUAUGGAAAAGAGUUUGUAUCUUCGGCGCGAAAGUACACGGAGAAAAGAUCACAAGUCGAUCAUGCUUUGGAUCUUUUCAAGCAUUGCCCAUGCCGCAAUUAUGGAACUUCUUCUCUACUUUUGGGUCGGCAGAACAUAAAGAAGGCUUUUCAUGGUUGGGACCAGGAUGUGGAGCUUUUUAUGAGAGUGACAUGAAUUUGUCAAAAUUUUCUAUUCCUUUGAUCGAUUCAACCGUGGAGAGUAUCUCGCUCCAGAACUCAAAGCUACCUCGUGAUGUUUGUGAUGGUGAUACACUUAUCGACUGGCUUGAAGAUGAUCCGCAAUCUCAAUUUGGCUUUCGACUAAAACACAAGGAACAGCCUACUGUAUGCCACUGGUUCGUACAACAGUGUAUGAUUGGCGCAGAACAUUCUCUAAAGGAAGUCAACUUCGAUUGUGGUUUGUCUCCACUUGAUAUACCCGCAUUAUACCCUUUAUGGAUAUACUUUGAACGAGUAAGAGUUUUGUCCUGUCUCGAUGCCGGCAAGAAUCGUGCGAACAAUGUCGUCGAUGGUAUUGCCUGGCUGCGUAGAUUAUUGUUACAAUACGAAGGACAGAGGGAUGGCAAUUGGAUCCAAGAACUUAUCACUAAAGAGUAUGAAGCAUUCGAUGGAAGAGAGCCAAGCGAACCAGUUCCUAGCUUCACCGGGCUAGAUGGUAGGCGAUCCAGUUUAUGGCGACUAAAGUACUUUCUUCGAACUUUGGGCUUCAGGUUUUUGGAAGAUGGAUUUGGUCUGGUGGGAGAUAUGGAUUCAAAUCUACAAGCAAAUUUAGCUAAAGUUGUGGAAAGAUUGAAGAAGCAAACUAGGGGAAAAAGAUUGAAGAAGCAAACUAUGGAAAAAAAGAUUGAAUUUCUUGACUUUUGA
Molecule: messenger RNA, 1110 nt
Organism: Meira miltonrushii
Lineage: Eukaryota; Fungi; Basidiomycota; Exobasidiomycetes; Exobasidiales; Brachybasidiaceae
Exons: 1
Coding region: 1-1110 (369 amino acids)
Molecular function (GO): protein binding
Source: RefSeq, a predicted model, not a curated record